AUGGCGAAUAUUCGUACGCUGUCUGAUUAUGCUUCGGCACCGUCCAGGAGCGUCCCUUUACAAGCUGGAGGAGGGCAGGGAGGGGGUGGACUACCUCUCUUCUUUUCAUCUGGGGCUGAAGCUGGAGAGCACACCAGCUGGAUCCAGUGGCUAUGUCCCGGAAUACACCUGAAAAGCCCAAUCGUCAUUAUCUCUGUCGUCCAGGUCGCUGUCUACGUGGCGUCUCUCUGCUUCGGCUUGUCGCCGAAUGAUAUUCUUGCUCCCACGCCACAGACACUGGACCUGUUCGGGGCGAACAUUCCGGAGUACAUACGCGCGGGACAGAUCUGGAGACUUCUCUGUCCAAUUUUCCUUCACUUGAAUCUCUUCCACAUUUUGAUGAAUCUCUGGGUGCAGAUCCGCAUCGGCCUGACAAUGGAAGAAAGAUACGGCUGGAGGAACUUCUGUGCGGUUUACGUGGGCGUCGGAGUCUUGGCGAACAUGGUGUCCGCUGCGGUUCUCUUCUGCGGACAGAUGAAGGCAGGAGCCUCGACGGCUGUUUUCGCUCUCAUCGGCGUGCAGCUGGCUGAAGUCGCUCUCAUCUGGCACGCGCUGCAAGAACGGAACAGCGUUAUUUUUAGUGUGGCCCUGUGCUUCUUCUUCGUCUUCAUCUCCUCCUUCGGACGUCACACAGACGCCGUUGGGCACGUUGGCGGACUGGUCCUGGGCUGCGCCACGGGCAUCUGGUUGAACAAAAGCAGCGACGUCAAACCCGCAUGGUACGAGCGCGGUCUGCUGGUUUCCAAGGCGGCAUUAGUUGUCGCUCCGGUUUUGAGCGCCGUUUUCAUCUGGCUGGUUCCGCGCUGCUGA
Molecule: messenger RNA, 849 nt
Organism: Besnoitia besnoiti
Lineage: Eukaryota; Apicomplexa; Conoidasida; Eucoccidiorida; Sarcocystidae
Product: rhomboid protease ROM2
Exons: 9
Coding region: 1-849 (282 amino acids)
Biological process (GO): proteolysis
Cellular component (GO): membrane
Molecular function (GO): serine-type endopeptidase activity
Source: RefSeq, a predicted model, not a curated record